Molecule: messenger RNA, 17768 nt
Organism: Dunckerocampus dactyliophorus (ringed pipefish)
Lineage: Eukaryota; Metazoa; Chordata; Actinopteri; Syngnathiformes; Syngnathidae
Gene: fras1
Product: Fraser extracellular matrix complex subunit 1
Exons: 73
Coding region: 404-12406 (4000 amino acids)
Biological process (GO): cell communication
Cellular component (GO): membrane
Molecular function (GO): protein binding
Source: RefSeq, a predicted model, not a curated record
AGGAGGAGGAAGGUGGGACGUCCUCCGGGUGUGAGGAAGAGGAGCACAACCAAACGUUCAUCCUGCAGGAGCUGAGCACACUGCUCGUCACUUCCACGAUCUUCUCAUCCUGAUCUCGCACACAUUUGUUUCUUCCUCCAGAGUUCUCCGUGGGCGUGCACGCAGGCUUGGAGGGCGGGGCUGGACCGGACUUCACUUCUCCCGGCUGGGCUUCGGGACUUGGUCAGUCUUCCUGGCCGGAGAGCGCCAGCUCGCGUCUCGCUGCUGCUUUUGGAUCCUUCCGGGACUUUUCUUCCCUCCUCGUGACGUCGGAACGAGCAUGCACGGUUCUGCGGUUCCUGCCUGAGGCUCCCGGAUCAAAGCCACUACCCUCACCCGGGACUGGACCUGGAUUAGCAGGAGCAUGGAGACUUGGUGGCUGUUUGUCGGCGCCCUGGCUGCAGUCCUGACCGCCCCGAGGGUGACACAUGGAGCGUGCGUCCACGAAGGAUCCCUGCAUGCGAACAACUCAUCAUGGAGGCCGCAGUCGUGUGAGGAGUGCACGUGCUACGACAACGUGGUCAUCUGCAGGGCCGUCCACUGUCCAAACCCCCAGUGUGACUUCCAGAGGGGGGAGCGCUUGAGGAUUCCUGCCGGUCAAUGCUGUCCCGAGUGCGUCGCCUCCCCCAAGGGCUCGUGCAACUACGAGGGGGUCACCUACGCUCAUGACAGCCGGUGGAGUCCUUCCAUGUGUACGCUGUGCGAGUGCUCCCGAGGCGCCGUAUCCUGCGCCGCUCGCCAUUGCCCGCCCCUCCGUUGCCCUGACGACCACAGCCCGUUCACCCCGGCCGGGGAGUGCUGCCCCAAGUGCGGCCCGACUGGAGCGUCUUGUUCCUGGCAGGGCUCAGCGUACAUGGAUGGCGAGGAGUGGCAGCCCAGCCGGUGCUCCAGGUGUGUUUGCGACAACGGGGACGUCCGCUGCUCGGUGGUCGAGUGUCCGCCAGUGUCCUGCAAACCUAAUGAGAACUUGGUGAUCCCGCCCGGCCAGUGUUGUCCUCAGUGCGUCUCCAACCCGUGUCUGUCAGCUGGCAAACAGUACCAGAAUGGCGAGCAGUGGCAGAAGGACGCCUGCACCACGUGCGUGUGCGAGCGCGGCCAGUCUAAAUGUCACACACACACCUGCCAGGCAGUCACCUGUGAGAAGGGCCAGACCAAAGUAAGGCGUGCGGACCAGUGCUGCGACGAGUGCGCGGCCGCCCGAGGAAGCUGCCUGUACGAGGGCGUGGUCCGUUACCACGGAGACAUGUGGAACGCCGCCGGCUGCGAGUUCUGCGCCUGCAGCCGCGGUCAGGUCCUGUGCCAGAAGGCGGAGUGCGGACGCGUAGAGUGCCCGCAGGGUUCGGAGCUGGUUCACCAAGCAGGAACGUGCUGCCCGCAGUGUUCCUCGCAGAACACGUCCUGCGUGUACGAAGGAAAAACAUACCAGGACGCCACUCGCUGGACCGACGCCGCCUGCAGGGAGUGCGAGUGUCGCGGCGCCCGGGUGACGUGUUACCUGCGGUCCUGCCCCACCUGCCCGCCGGGCACCUUGGUCGCCGCCCCGCAGGGAGAAUGCUGCCCCCGGUGUCAGCAAGUUCCGUGUCAUGCGGACUGCCAGUCCUGUGUGGGGACUCCUGACCGCUGUGAGAGCUGCAAGGACCCCAAAGCCGUCCUCCACCUGGGCCGCUGCCUGCCCUCCUGUCCUGACGGCUUCUUCGCCGACGGAGGAGCGUGUGCAGCCUGCCCGUCAUCCUGCACCAUCUGCUCCAGCAGGUGGUCUUGCCAGUCCUGCGGCCUCCAGCGGCCCCUGCUGAGCGCCGACAGCGGCCAGUGCCUGGCUUCCUGUCCCGCUGGAACCUAUCAGGACCAGAACCGACACUGCCUGCGCUGUUCCGAGCCGUGCUCCGAGUGCGGCGGUCCGAGCCCACAGGAGUGUGUGUCGUGUUCCGACCCGGCAGCCCUGCUCAAAGACGGCGAGUGCGUUCUAGACUGCGGUACCGGGUUCUACAGUCGAGACGGCGUCUGUCACGCGUGUCACUCGUCCUGCGCGUCCUGUUUCCCCGACGACCCGAAGUGCAUGAGCUGCCUGCCUGGCAGCGCCUUGCAUCACGGGAUGUGUGUGUCCCGGUGCCCGGCGCAACACUACCAGGACGACAGGAGCAGAUGCCGAGCCUGCCACAGCUCCUGUGCGUCAUGCUGGGGUCCGUCGGCGUCCCAGUGCAUGUCCUGUGCACAUCACCUCCUCCUCCACCAGGGGCAGUGCGUGGAGGCGUGCGGAGAAGGGCUGUACUCGCAGGCACACACCUGCCACAACUGCCACCCGUCCUGUCGCUCCUGCGUGGGACCGCUCGCCUCCGACUGCCUCGGCUGCCUCAAAGCGGAGGAGGCGCUGGCGCCGCAGUCGCAUCACCUCCAACACGGCGUCUGCGCGGCCGCGUGUCCCGCUCGCAGCUUCCUGGACGACGUGCACACGUGCAGAGAAUGUCAUCCCUCCUGCUGGCACUGCACUGGACCAUCUGCAGACAACUGCUCGUCCUGCCCUUCGCCGUCCAGCCUGCACGAGGGACGCUGUGUCCCUGCCUGCCCACAAGGCUUCUUUGUCCAGGAAAGCCAGUGUCAAGUGUGCCAUCCGUCCUGCCAGACAUGCUCAGGUCCCUCCCAGGCCGACUGCUCCUCCUGCCCCCAGCUGGCAUCGCUGCACAGCGGCUACUGCAGGACAAGCUGCGAGGAGGGACAUUUCCUCAGCGCCACGACUGCAGAGUGCCUCAAGUGCAGCUCCGAGUGUCAGCGGUGCACGGCGGACCUCCAGACGAGCGUCGGCAGCAUCUGUCUGUGGUGCGAAGAGUCCCGGGCCUUGUUGCUAGGCGACCACUGCGUCCCCCACUGCCCCCGGGACCACCACGCCUGGCACGGAGCCUGCAUCAGAUGUGAUCCGUCAUGUGAGGCCUGCCGGGGGGCCGGGCCUCUUGCCUGUACUUCCUGCUACGCCCCCGGCGUUCUGCUGCCCUCAGGUGCGUGCGCCCCCAGAUGCCCCCUGGGCCACUACGACAACGGCCACGGAGUCUGUGAGGCGUGCGACCAUCAGUGCCUGACGUGCGACACGGGGGGGGCGUGCACGUCCUGCCGCGACCCGGCCAAGGUGCUGCUGUUCGGGGAGUGCCGCUACGAGACCUGCGGCCAGCAGUACUACCUCAACGCCACCACGCGCACAUGCAGAGAGUGCGACUGGAGCUGCAACGCCUGCAGAGGCCCCCUGCGCACCGACUGCCUGCAGUGCAUGGAGGGAUACGUGCUGCUGGACGGAGUUUGCACCCACGGGUGCCCGCCGGGGUCCUACCAGGACGGAGACGGAUGCCUCGGCUGCGACGACCUCUGCGCGGAGUGUGGAGGUCCCGGCCAGUGCCUGCGGUGUCAGCCUCCCUACGCCACCUUGCACGGCCACUGCGCACUGCGAUGCGGCCGCAACUACUUCCUGGACGCCCCCGCACACGCCUGCCGACCGUGCUCCACCGACUGCGUGCUGUGCGACGGCGUCGGACUCUGCCGAGCGUGCGGACGGCAGACCUUCCUGGUGGAGGGAUACUGCACACCCGACUGCGGACACGGGUACUACGCUGACCACAAGACCAGAACCUGCCACGCAAACAGCAGCCCCCCCACGCUCCACGUCAACGGUUCCCUGCAGGUUCCUCUCGGUGGGUCUGUCCCGCUGAGCCCCAUGCUUCUGCGAGCGAAGGACCCGGACAGUCCCCUCCAGGCUCUGAUCAUCCAGCUGGUGCGGCGUCCCACAAACGGCCGUCUGGUCCUUUUCGGUGGCGGGGAGUUGGUGGAGGCGGGGGCCCGAGAGCUGACAGACGAAGACACCUUCGCCUGGAAGGAGUUGGAACGAGGCCAUGUUCGCUUUGAACACCUAAAGGACAAAGCCAGAACUGGAGAGUUUGUUCUGCGUGUGGCCGACCCUCAGCUGCUUUCGCAAAGUGAAACGGUUCACGUUCAAGCUCUCUCCAUGCAGGCUCCGAGGGUCCUGACCCUAGCUCCCUUGCCCGUGGACGGUCCCGGUGCCGUGGCGACCAUCACCAAGUCAAUCCUGCUGCUCGACGACGCCGACAACCCGGCAGACGUCCUGGUCAUGGUGCUGGAGCCGCCCCGUCACGGCCGCCUGACCCGCGUCCACGGCGAGCACGCCCUGAGCCGCUUCAAGCUGGAGGAGCUGUCCCGGGAGCAGGUGCAGUACGUGCACGACGGCUCCCGGGCCGCGGAGGACCACGUGGUGCUGCAGGUCAAUGACGGACACAGCUACCAGAACGUUCUUCUGCAAGUCCACAUCAGCCAGAAGGCGUCCCACUCGCCUCACCUGCUAUCCGUGCCCCUCACCUGGGUGAAGGAGGGCGGCAUGGUGCGACUGAAUAAGAAAUACCUGCAGGCUGACUACAAGGGGGUCAGCACUGACAACAUAGUUUACAGCAUUCUGCCCUCGGAUGGAAAGCCCAAAUACGGUGAGGUGGUGCUGGUGUCCAUGCCGGCCGACGGCCCCCCGGAAGGAUGGAGCCCGUCGCUAACGGACGAGCGAGGCUUCACCAGCACAACCUCCUUCACCCAGCAGGACGUCAACGACGGCACCGUCUGGUACCGCCACUUUGGCGCCGGGGCCGGCAGCGACUCUUUCCAGUUCCAGGUGUCCACUGAGGCGUCCCCGGCCACACGGACUGAUGCACAGACCUUCACCAUCGGAGUCCUACCACAAACCCCAGGAUUCCCUCAGCUUGACCCAGACUGUGACCUGCAAGUCACGGCUCUGGAGGAUCGUGUGACGGAGAUUUCAUCCUCAGCUCUGUCCUUCAUUGACUCUGAGACUUCCAGUGAUCAACUCAUCUACAACAUCACCAAACCUUUACCAACAGGACAAGGGGCCAUUGAGCACCGGGACAGACCGUACAUUGCGGUCAAACACUUCACCCAGGCGGACAUCGACAACGGCAAGAUCAUUUACAGACCCCCCCAGGCUCCUUCACACCUGCAGGAGCUCUACCAGUACUCUUUCAUUGGUCUUCCCGAGUCGCUGAGCGUCUAUUUCACAGUGUCUGACGGCGAGCACACGACUCCCGAGUUAGACUUUGCCGUCCUGCUGCUGUCCAACCACCAGCAGCCGCCCAUGUUUCAGGUGCUGGACCCGCUUCUGGAAGUCAGCAUGGGGGGCCAGGCCACCGUGGGCGGUCAGCACCUGGCGGUGAGCGACGCCGACACGUCCCCCGACGAGCUGGAGUUCGAGCUGGUGGAAGCGCCCAUCCAUGGCGAGCUGGUCAAAAACGAAGGCGGCGCUCACACCAGCAUGACAAACGGCGAUGUCUUCACCUUCGGCGACGUCACCCGCAACGUUCUGUUGUACCGCCACGCCGGGCUCUCCGGCCAGGACGACGCCAUCACCUUCUCUGUCAGCGACGGCAUCUCCAUGGCGACCACGGUGGUGCAGGUGGCGGUGCUGGGCGCCCGCGGCGACGGGCCGCAGCGAGACCCCGCCGCCAGUCUUUCCCUGGAAGUGGGCAAGCAAAGCAGCACGGUCAUCAAGCGCUCACACCUGGCCUACACUGACGACUCGUCCCCGGACGACCAGAUCCGAAUCCAGCUGGUGUCCGUGCCCAUGUACGGCCUCUUGACCAGGACUCAGGCACAGCAGGAGCCUCAGGAACUGAGGGAGUACUCCACCUUCACCAUGGAGGACAUCAACCGCAGCACCGUCAGGUACGUCACCUCCUUGGAGACGGGCGACCAGCCGAUAACGGACAUCUUCCACUUUGUUGUCUACGAUUCUGACAACCGUCGUCUUGACAACCAGAUGUGCACCAUCACCAUCACCUCCACACCCAGACAGCCGCCAGUGGUCACCGUGCGCAGCGGCAUCAAGGUCCAAGAAGGCGGUCGGGUGCAGCUGUCGACCAAUCACAUCAUCGUAUCGGACCAGGACACUCCCAGGAAGAACCUGCUGGUUUGGCUGGUCAGCCCCCCCAAGUACGGCUUCAUUGAAAACACCAAGCAAGGCGGGGCAGUGGGCGGCUCCCGGGUCGUCACGCCCGACGCUCCUUUCUCCGUGGACGACCUCAGCUCGGAGCACAUCUUCUACGUGCAGCGCAAAGGUCAGCGAGCGCAGCAGGACGCCUUCAGCUUCUACAUCAGCGACGGACACAGCCAGACGGAGGCCUUCUACGUGGAAAUCGACAUCCAGGGGAAGCAGGAGAGCGAGCCUGUGGUGUCGGUGAGCAGCAUCCACGUGGAGGAGAACUCCGGAGUGGUCAUCACCAACUCGUCCCUCAGCGUCCUGGAUCAGGACACGCCUGAGAACGAGAUCCUGUUCACCAUCAUCAGAAAGCCUUCCUACGGAAAACUCCGCAGACGUCAGUUCUACGCACAGCCCUUAGAGAACGGCCGUGUGCUCUCGCAGGGUUCCACCUUCACCUACCAGGAUGUCCUGGAUCGGCUGCUCGUCUACACACCCGACACCGUCAGCGGCGGCUCGGACGAAAUGGUCUUUACCGUCACUGAUGGCGUCCACACGCACACGGGACACUUGCAGUUCACCAUGGACGUCACCAGGAGCGAAGGGCCUCGCAUGACGGUCAACAGAGGACUGCAGCUGCCGGCCGGCUCUUCAUCUAAGAUCAGUGAGCAGAACCUGAAGGGUACCGAUUUGGACUCUGACAGCCUGAAGCUCAGAUAUGUUCUGACCAAAGACCCUCCCAGCGGCAAAGUCCUGCUCAGCAAAAGUGGACACAUGGAGAAGGUGUCAGUCAAAGGUCCCACGCGGAGCUUCACUCAGGAGGAUGUCAACAAAGGCCUGGUGCAGUACAGCCAUGAGAAAGGUGAGAAGGGAGGCAGUCUGUCUUUCAAGUUCAACCUGGUGGACCCUGAAGGCAACAAACUGAUCGACCAGUCCUUCUUCAUCAGCGUGCUGGAGGACCGCCUCCCUCCGUCGGUGGUGGUCAACAAAGGUCUGGUCCUGGAUGAGAACACCUUGAAGAAGCUGACCACGCUGCAGCUGUCCGCCAGCGACCAGGACAGCGAGCCCAGCGAGCUUGUCUUCCGCAUCACCAAGCAGACCAGCCUGGGACACCUGGAGCACGCCACCAGUCCUGGCACCCGCAUCGAGACGUUUACGCAAGCCGACCUUGCGUCACGCAGCAUCCAGUACGUUCACACCAGCGAGGAAGAAAAGCACGCGGACCAGUUCUCCUUCACCGUGUCGGACGGCACCAACGAGGUGGCCCAGACCUUCUACGUCACCAUCAAACCGGUGGACGACUCUCUGCCGCUGCUGCUUGUCCCUGGCAUGAGGGUGCAGGAGGGAGUCAGGAAGACCAUCACAGAGUUUGAGCUGAAAGCCACCGACGCCGACACAGAGGCCGAGUCCAUCGUCUUCACCGUGGUGCAGCCCCCUCGCCACGGCACCAUCGAGCGCACCAGCAACGGGCAGCACUACAGGCAGACGGGCAGCUUCAGCAUGGACGACGUCUACCAGAACCGCAUCAGCUACAACCACGAUGGCUCCAACUCGCUCAAGGACCGCUUCAGUUUCACGGUGGCCGACGGCACCAACCUGCUCUUCAUGGUGGAAGACGGCGGCAAGGAGAUUGUGACGGCGGCCCCCCAGAAAUUUAAGAUCGACAUUCUUCCGGUGGAUGACGGAACUCCUCGUAUCGUCACCAACCUGGGCCUGCAGUGGCUGGAGUACAUGGACGACAAGGCGGCCAACCUCAUCACCAAGAAGGAGCUUCUGACCAUGGACCCGGACACGGAUGACGGCCAGCUGGUAUACGAGGUCACCACGGAGCCCAAACACGGUUUCCUGGAGAGCAAAGCCAAGCCCGGCAGCCGCGCCGGCACCUUCACACAGGCUGACAUCAACCUGGGCCUGAUCCGCUACGUGCUCCACCAGGAGAGCGUCCAGGAGACCAUGGACACCUUCAAGUUCCUGGUGAAGGACAGCAAACCCAACGUGGUCAGCGACAACGUCUUCCACAUCCAGUGGUCCCUCAUCAGCUUUGAGCACCAAAGCUACAACGUGACGGAGAAGGCCGGCACCGUGGCGGUGACGGUGAAGCGGACGGGUAACCUCAACCAGUACGCCAUCGUGCUGUGUCGCACCGAGCAAGGCAGCGCCACCUCCAGCAGCAGCGUGGGCUCGCGGCCGGGCCAGCACGACUACGUGGAAUAUGCCGGACAGGUCCAGUUUGACGAGCGCGAGGACAUCAAGGUGUGCACCAUCAUCAUCAACGACGACCAAGUGUUUGAGGGCAUGGAGAACUUCCACGUGGAGCUGAGCAUGCCCGUGUACGCCCUGCUGGGCGGGAACACGCGAGCCGUGGUCAACAUCAACGACACCGAGGACGAGCCCACGCUACAGUUCGACAAGAAGACGUACCACGUCAACGAGAGUGUCGGUCUCGUCCACGCGCCCGUUGAGAGAAAAGGCGACACGUCCAGCACCGUUUCGGCUCUCUGCUACACGGUGGCAAAGUCGGCUCAGGGCAGCAGCCUCCACGCUCUGGAGUCCGGCUCCGACUACAAGAGCCGCGGGAUGAGCUCGGACAACCGCGUGGUCUUCGGCCCAGGCAUCAGCAUGUCCACCUGCGACGUCAGGCUGAUAGACGACAGCGAGUACGAGCUGUCUGAGGAGUUCGAGCUGGUGCUGUCGGACGCCUCGGAUAACGCCCGCGUGGGAGACGUGACCGUGGCCAAGGUGGUCAUUGACGGACCCAACGACGCGUCAACUGUUUCUGUGGGGAACGCCACGUUUACUUUCAGCGAAGAUGCCGGAACAAUUGAAAUUCCUGUGCUGCGCCACGGCAGCGAUCUGUCCUCAGUGACUUCUGUGUGGUGUGCAACCCGACCCUCUGAUCCACCCUCAGCCAGCCCGGGCGUUGACUACAUCCCCAGUUCCAAGAAGGUGGAGUUCAAGCCUGGAAAAACGGAAGAGACAUGCAGUUUGACCAUCAUGGAUGACGUCCAGAAUCCGUCCAUUGAGGGCUCUGAGUCCUUUGUGGUCUUCCUCAGUUCUCCACAAGGGGCUGUCCUCCAAGAGCCGUACGAGGCCAACGUCGUCAUCACUGAUACCUUCCAGGACAUUCCCAGCAUGCAGUUUGAGAAGAGCGCCUACACGGUGAAGGAGCGAGAUGGCACCUUGCACAUCCCCAUCAUCCGUACGGGCGACCUGUCCUUCAAGUCGUCGGUGCGAUGCUUCACCCGCACAAUGUCAGCCAUGGUGAUGGACGACUUUGAGGAGAGGAGGAACGUGGAUGAGUUCGGCAUCACAUUCCUGCGCGGGGAGAAGGUGAAGAACUGCACGGUUCAUGUAAUGGACGACUCUGUGUUUGAGCCCGAAGAGGAGUUCCAGGUGCACCUCGGGACGCCGCAGGGAGACCACUGGAGUGGCGCCAUGAUUGGUGAACGGGACAUCGUCACCAUCACCAUCACCAAUGAUGAAGAUGCGCCCACCAUCGAGUUUGAGCAAGCGUCCUAUCAGGUCAGAGAGCCUCCGGGUCCAGACGGCAUCGAGGUGCUCAACAUCAAAGUGAUCCGGCAUGGAGAUCUGGAUCGUACCUCCAAGAUCCGCUGCAGCACCCGAGAUGGCUCAGCCCAGUCAGGAGUAGACUACAAUCCCAGGAGCAGAGUUCUCAAAUUCACCCCUGGGAUGGACCACAUCCUCUUCAAGGUGGAAGUUGUGUCCAACGAGGACAGGGAGUGGCACGAGUCCUUCUCGGUGGUCCUUGGCCCUGAUGACCCGGUGGAGGCGGUGCUUGGGGAGAUCACUACAGCAACGGUGACCAUUCUGGACCAGGAGGCUGCUGGAAGUCUUAUCCUCCCCGCACCACCUAUUGUGGUCUCCCUUGCCGACUACGAUCACGUCCAGGAGGUGACCAAGGAGGGAAGUAAGAAGACUCCCUCCCCGGGUUACCCCCUGGUGUGCGUCACGCCCUGCGACUCCCACUACCCCAAGUACUUGGUGAUGAAAGAGCGCUGCGAGGAGGCGGGCAUCAACCAAACACAGGUGCACUUCUCCUGGGAGGUGGCAGCGCCCACCGACACCAACGGAGCCCGCUCGCCCUUCGAGACGGUCACGGACACAACGCCAUACACCAGCGUCAACCACAUGGUCCUGGACAGCAUAUACUUCAGCCGACGUUUCCACGUUCGCUGCGUGGCGCAAGCUCGAGACAAGGCGGGCCACCUCGGGACGCCGCUCAGGAGCAACAUCGCCACCAUUGGCACUGAGGGCUCCAUCUGCCACACGCCCGUGACCACCGGAACUGCCAGAGGUUUCCAGGCUCAGUCCUUCAUCGCAACACUCAAAUACUUGGACGUCAAACACAAAGAACACCCCAACAGGAUCCAUAUCUCAGUGCAGAUCCCGCACCAGGACGGUAUGCUCCCCCUGGUGUCAACCAUGCCGCUGCACAAUCUGCACUUCCUGCUGUCAGAGUCCAUCUACCGACAGCAGCACGUCUGCUCCAACCUGGUCACCCUCAAAGACCUGCAGGGCCUCUCUGAGACGAGUUUCCUGGACGACGUGUCCUACGACAGCAUUUCCCUGGGGCCAGGUUACGACCGCCCCUACCAGUUCAACCCUACCACGCGGGAGCCCAAAAGCAUCCAGCUGUACAAGCACCUCAAUCUCAAAAGCUGCAUCUGGACCUUCGACGCCUACUACGACAUGACGGAGCUCAUCGACGUCUGCGGGGGUUCUGUCACCGCCGACUUUCAGGUGCGGGACUCGGCUCAGUCCUUCCUCACAGUUCAGGUCCCGCUCUACGUGUCCUACAUCUACGUGACGGCACCCAGAGGCUGGGCUUCUCUGGAGCACCACACGGAGAUGGAGUUCUCCUUCUUCUACGACACCGUGCUCUGGAGGACAGGCAUCCAGACGGACAGCGUCCUCUCUGCCAGACUGCAGAUCAUUAGGAUCUACAUCCGCGAAGACGGACGGCUCGUAAUCGAGUUUAAAACACACGCCAAAUUCAGAGGCCAGUUUGUCCCAGAGCACCACACCCUGCCUGGACACAAGUCCCACCUGCUGGCACCAGACCACCUUGGAGGCAUCGAGUUUGACAUCCAGCUGCUGUGGAGCGCUCAAACCUUUGAUUCUCCUUACCAGCUGUGGAGGGCCACCAGCUCCUACAGCAGGAAGGAUUAUUCCGGAGAGUACACUGUCUUCUUGAUCCCCUGCACCGUCCAGCCCACUCAGCCGUGGAUUGAUCCUGGGGACAAACCUCUGUCCUGCACGGCUCACGCUUCAGAGAAGUUUUUGGUGCCCAUCGCCUUCCAGCAGACCAACCGGCCCGUCCCCGUGGUCUACUCCUUGAACACGGAGUUCCAGCUGUGCAAUAAUGAGAAGGUCUUCAUGAUGGACCCGGCCUCCGCUGACGUCACGAUGGCCGAGAUGGACUACAAGGGCGCCUUCUCCAUGGGUCAGACUCUGUACGGCCGCGUGCUCUGGAACCCCGACCAGAACCUGAAUGCGGCCUACAGGCUGCAGCUGGAAAAGGUGUACCUGUGCACCGGCAGGGACGGCUACGUUCCAUUCUUCGAUCCGACGGGGACGCUGUACAACGAGGGGCCGCAGUAUGGCUGCAUCCAACCCAACAAGCACCUCAAACACCGCUUCCUGCUGCUGGAUCGCAAACAGCCGGAUGUGUGUGACAAAUACUUCCAUGAUGUCCCCUUCGAGGCAAACUUUGCUUCGGACAUCACAGAGUUGAACCCGAUGGCCGCAAUGCCGGGCGUGGACGGCUUCAUCAUGAAGGUGGACGCUCUCUACAAGGUGGAGGCGGGGCAUCAGUGGUACCUGCAGGUCAUUUACGUCAUCAGCCCAGAGUCGCGCUCCAGUCCCAGGAUCCAGCGCUCGCUCGCCUCCAAGCUGAGCCGCCCCAAACGAGACCUGGUGGACCGCAGCGGGCGGCUGACGCUGGACGAGUCGCUCAUCUACGACAACGAGGGCGACCAGGUGAAGAACGGCACCAACAUGAAGUCCCUCCGGCUGGAAAGCGGACCCUCGGGCACCUUCACGGCUCACGUGGGCAGCUCGGUGGGGGGGGGCGUGGCCGCCCUCACCCUGCUGGUCCUGGUCCUGCUGGCCUCCUGCUUCCUGUUCCGACGCUGCCGCCGCUCGGCGCAGAGAACGACGACGGCGAAGAGCAAGAAGGCCUACGAGGAGUACCCCCUCAACACCAAGGUGGAGGUGUGCAUGGACAAGUGCGUGGAGAAGAACUUCAGCAGCAAACACUGCACCGUCACCAACAUCAACAUCCUCAACCGCAACCAGGAGGCUAGCAGCAAGGUCAAACAAGUCAACCUGGACGUCAAGCUCCACAACAACCUCAACGACGGCACCGAGGUGUGAAAAUGGAGUUUGUGUGAAAAAAAAACAAAAAGGUAUUUUCUUACAUCCACGACAUAUUUGCUAAUGUAUUUUUGUACCACUUUGAAAAGGGAAGCGCGCGUUUGAAAUUAGCAUGGCAGCGUUUUCGUUGACUUUGUCACAACUGGGCUACCUCACACAUCCCUAAAAGCACGAAAAAACAUGGCAUCAUCCGCUUCAUCUCCGCUUGUGGACGUCUUGGCCUUGUCCGCACGAGAGCAGGUACUUCUAAAAACGCAGUAACGAUAACCGGGGUGUCCAAACCUUUUCCAGCGAGGGCCACACACUGAAAAAUUCUUCCAUUUUGUAAAGCAACACAUGUGGAUACGCUAACAAGUUCUACAUAUUUCAAGCAAAAACCGCAUCUCAGCUUUGUGGUAUACCGUAGGUGAAAAAGCCUUUUAUUAAUAUCAACUUUGCUCUUUGCGCUUUUUUUCCCCGUUUUUUAUGGAUUUUUUUUUUUUUCAGUUUUCCCAAUAUUUAAAGUUCUCUCCUCCAAUAAUCUUUUGAAAUAUUUGGAUGUUAUUUAAUUUUAUUACCAUAAUAUUAUAAUUUAUUCCCCAGGCAAAUUUUCCAAAAAUGACAACUUUAUUUUGCUUUGUUUGGUUCUCCUAAUAUUGCAACUUGGAAAAAAUGCUUCUUCAAUAUUUCAGCUACUGAAGUUACGUUAUUUUUUUCUUGUAAUUUAUGAGUUUAUUCUCAUAAAAUUUACACUUUUUUUCUUGUUGGAAUACGACUUUUUUUCUCUCAAUAUUUUGACUUUAUUCUCGUGAAAUUACAGCUGUUUUUUCCCCGCUGUUGGCUUUUUUUUUCAUUUUUUUUAAACUGUCUUUUCCUAAUUAUGACUUUAUUUCCAUAGCAAUAUAUAGAGAAUUUUUCCCUCAGCAAAUUUUUAUUUUUAUUUUGUUUUGUUAGUUUCUCAUAAUCUAAAACACAAUUUCUCUUUGAUAUUUCAACUCUCCUAGUAAUUUACGGCUUUGUUCUCGUAAAAUUGCGACUUAAAAUUAGACUUUUUUCUCAUAAUAAAUUACAGCUGUUUUUUGUUUUUUAUUUCUGCUGUUGUUUUUUUUUUUUUCAAGUAUUUCAACUGUCCUGUUGUAAUUAUGACCUCAUUGCCAUAAUAUUUUGACUUUAUUCACAUAAUAUUGAAAGGUAUUCCCCAAGCAAAUUUUCCAAAAAGGACAACUUUAUUUUGUUUUGUUUCUCAUAAAUUACGACUUUUACAAAAAUUACGUAAUUUUACUUUGACAUUUCAACGACGGAAAUGACAUUAUUUUUCCUUGUAAUUUACGAGAACAUUUGUGCAAAAUUACACAUUUUUUUGUGGAAUAUUUUGACUUUAUUCUCAUAACAGUUUUUUUUUUUCAUUUCUUGUACUAUUUUGAAUUUAUUCUCAUGAGAUUACAGCUGUUUUUUUCCAUCUCUGCUGUUUUUUUCAUCUAUUUCAACUUUCUUCAUUGUAAUUCUGAUUUUAUUCCCAUAAUAUUUUGACUUUAUGUUCUUUAACUUUAACUUUAAUUUCUUUAUUUUUUUUUUUACUUUUUUCACAACCUAAUUUUCCAAAAAUUACAACUUUAUUAAUUUUUUUGUGUGUUUUUCAUAAUAUUACAAUUAAAAAAAAAAAAACGUCUUUCAUAUUUCUACUUUAUGCUACUAAAAGAGGUUAUUUUUCCUCACGAUAUUCCUGUAAAAUUACUUAAUUAAUUUAAUUUUAACUGAAUUUUCCAAAAAUGACAACUUUAUUUUUGUUUUGUUUAUUUGUCAUAAUGCUACCCACUUGAAAUUUUUUUUUUAAAUAUUUCAACUCCUAAAAUUAUUUUUCCUCAUAAUUUUUUUGUUGUUAGAUUACCACUUUUUUCAUAAUUUUUUUACUUCAUUCUUGUAAAAUUACUGCUGAUUUUGUUUCCUAUUUUGCUGUCUUUUUUGUUUGUUUUGUUUAGUUUUCUUGUUAAGUUAUAUUUUUAGAAUUUAAAAAAGACAGGCGGACUUUGGCACCCUAGAUUUAUUAUAUCUCAUUAAUAAUCAAUUUCAUUUUCACAGCCAAGCUUUUGGCAUCCCUGACAUAUAGCAAGCUAUUUUUUUAUACUUUAAGAAUCAUCGGUAGUGUCUGAGUACAACAGAGUACUAGGGGCACAUUGCAAAGAAAAAAAAAAAUUGGAGGUUUUGAGAAUAAAGUCGUAAAUUUACAACAAAAAAACCUCAUAAAUUUAGUAGAAUAAGUAAUACAUUUGCUAGAAAAAAAGUUGUACAUUUACGAGAAUUGACAAAAAAGUCGUAAUAUAACAAUAAUAAAGUUGUAAAUGUCAGACUGACACGUAUGACUCAGUGACACAUCAUAUUACGACUUUAUUCUCCUAAAUGUAGGACUUUAUCCUUGUAAUGUUACCACUUUUUUAUUGUAAAUUUAUGGCUAUAUUGUCGUUAAUUUACUAAUUUAUUCUCGUAAGUUUAUGAGUUUAUUCCCCUAAAUGUAUAGUUUUUAUUCUUGUAAAUUUCCAACUAUUUUAUUGUAAAUUUACAACUUUUUUCUCAUAAAUUUACGACGUUAUUCUGCAUUUAUUCUGGUAAAUUUACGAGUUUAUUCCUGUAAAUGUACAAUUUUUAUUCUCGUAAAUUUCCAACUCAAUUCUCCUAAAUUUAUGACUUUAUUCUCGUAAUAGUAUGACUUUUUAAUUGUAAAUUUACAACUUUAUUCUCAUAAAUUUCCGACUUUAUUCUCGUAAAUUUAUGACUUUUUUCUCGUAAUUUUACGAUUUUAUUCUGGUAAUAUUACAACUUUUUUAUUGGAAAUUGACGACUUUGUUCUUGGAAAUUUACGACUUUAUUCUACUAAGUUUACGACUUUUUUGUGUGAAUUUACAACUUCAUUCUCGUAGGUUUAUGAAUUUAUCCUCGUAAAUGCACAACUAUUAUUUUCGUAAAUGUACAACUUUACUCUAGUAAAUUUACAAAGUUUUUUUCUAGUAAAUUUCUAGUAAAUUUACGACUUUAUCCUCAUAAAUUUAUUACUUUAUUCUCGUAAUAUUCCGACUUUUUUAUUGGAGAUUUACAACUUUAUUCUCAUAAAUUUACGACUUUUUUCUCGUGAAUUUACAACUUUAUUCUCGUUAAUUUAUGACUUUUUUUCUUGUAAUUUUACGAAUUUAUUCUCGUAAUAUUACGACUUUUUUAAUCGGAAAUUGACAACUUUGUUCUCGGAAAUUCACAACUUUAUUCUAGUAAAUUUACGACUUUUUUCUCGUGAAUUUACGACUUCAUUCUCGUAGGUUUAUUAAUUUAUUCUCAUAAAUGAACAACUUUUAUUCUCGUAAAUGUACAACUUCACUCAAAUUUACGGCUUUUUUUCUAGUAAAUUAUGUAAAUUUCUAGUAAAUUUACAACUUUAUUCUCGUUAUUUACAACUUUUUUCUCAUAAAUUGACAAACUUAUUCUUGUAAAUUUGUGAGUUUAGUCCUGCAAAUGUACAAUUUUUACUCUCGUAAAUUUCCGACUUUAUUCUCCUAAAUUUAUGACUUUAUUCUCGUAAUAUUACGACUUUUUAUUGUAAAUUUACAACUUUAUUCUCGUACAUUUCUGACUUUAUUCUUGUCAAUUUCAGAUUUUUUUUCUCGUAAUUUUACAAAUUUCUCUCGUAAUAUUACAAGUUUUUUAUCGGAAAUUCACGACUUUAUCCUAGUAAAUUUACGACUUUUUUCUCGUGAAUUUACAACUUCAUUCUCAUAAAUUUAUGAAUUUAUUCUCGUUAAUGCACAACUUUUUUUCUCGUAAAUUUCCGAGUUUAUUCUUGUCAAUUUAUGAAUUUCUUCCCGUAAAUGUACAACUUAUGUUCUCCGAAAUGUACGACUUUAUUCUCAUAAAUUUACGACUUUAUUCCAGAAAUCUCCAGAUGUAUUUAUUUUUUCCAGUGUGGCCGUGACCCUCCGUCGUACAGGACAAAGCGUAAAGCUCUCUUUGAUCACGUAGUCCAUUUCUGAAGACGUUUAUUACAGAUUCAAGAUGUUUUUUGGCCUUAGAGACGAGAACAAUGUUGUUUGGAAGUACCUGUCUCCGUGUGGCACAUCGCCUUUUCGUCGGUCCACCACAAAUGUGACCGGUAGCUCAGAUUCUCCUGUAUAGAGUCAUUUCACUGGGGGGGGGGCACACUAUUUGUCGACACAAACUGUGACACAAGUUGAAAGUACUGUGCUUUAUGCGGCUGAGGCUGAAUGGGUGACACAAAAUCAACCAAUCAAGUGCAAUUAAGCCAUCGUCUUGUGCCAUUAGUUGCAUUUUUAUGAUUCUUGCAUCCUUUUUUUCUUUACUUCAUAAGAUGUCUUCUUUUACUUUUGCUAUUUGCGUUUCAAACGAAGUGAAAAUGUGUUUCAAAUCAGCAUUAUCGGCGUUUAUGUGUUAUAUUGAUCAUAAAUCUGCAUCUACUUGAUCUACUGUGGGUAUAUCAUAUCCAAACGAUAUUUGGAAUGAAUGUUCUGAGCUCCUGUUUCCAUGCCAUUGUGGUGUGAAUUGGAAUAAUGCCACAGUGUGGGGGUGUGGUUGAGACUGGGUCAGCAGCGCCUCUGCUGGUGACGGCUUAGUAUUGCAAUCAGUGGGUUCAUUCAUGGCUCAUCCAGGGUGCGACCCCCGGGUUCAUUGUGUUUUCGGCGAGUUCUGUCAUCAGCAAAAUGCAAAAGAACGUGCUGGAAAAUAUAAAACAUACAUUUCACGUUUAUUAGCACCAAGUUAAAGUUCACAGUGACAUUUUCUUAGCCUCCAUUGUGCGUAUUCUUCUAGAAGAAUGGGAUGUCACGUGGCUAAAAUGCAUCGAUGUCGGUGUACCGGACGCAGCGUUGAUGGGAAGCGUAUUUUUAUACACCCCUCACAACUUCCUACGCGAUUGUAACCAAUCAAAAGCGGCGCCUUACUGAGACUCACUUUGGAACAAGCACAUUUUCUACGGCGCGUGUGUGCGUGUGUGCGUGUGCGUGUGCGUGUGUAGUUUGCCUUCGUUCCACCCAAAGACGCUCUUUUUCUACUUAGCCUCCCGUGUCUUUCUGAUGUUUUUUAAUGCUGUUAUGUGACCACCUUAGCCCUUUUUUUGGUUUUCUUUUUAAAAUAAUAAGUUUUAUGCUACUGAUGUGUCGAGUUCAUUUCCUGCUGAGACGCUGCAAAGCAAACUACACACGAAAAUCUCACUUCCUGUCUUUUUUUUCCGACUGCGUGCCUACAAAACCGCUCCAGAAUGAAGCAAUUCUGGGAAAUCGCAUUACAUGUUUGGUGCUAUGAUGAUUUUUGAUGAAAAUAACCACGACGCUACUGAUUUCAACGCCUGUAUUUGGUGCCUUUUUUUAGUCAAUAAAGAAACUUUGAA